AUGACCGCAUACAAGGCCGAAUUUAUCAAGGUGCACACGGAAGUGGGGUGGCAGACACUACCUACUGAACCAGAUAAACGCCUCUCUGAAUCAGAAGUGCGCCUCCAACUCUGCGUCGAAGAAGACGUCAACACAAUUGCAUCAGCCAUUUACGACCUCCUCCCACAAGCUUGGUGGGAUAGGAAGCAGCCACCAUCACCAACUCUUCCCCCUCUAGAAGAACGCAAAGCUCGUCUCGCGCAGCGCCUUCUCCCAACCUUUCGUGACCCAAAAGUGCAUGUGGACUGGGUGAAAGCAAUCCACGUCCCCUCCUCCACCAUUAUAGGUAUUGCUGGAUGGUGGGCUCCAGGUAAUCCCGUCCACAACUGUUGGCGGCGGACUGCUGUCGACUACUACGACUGGAAAACAUUGAUGAAUUGGACCGACGCGGAUGUAGAAGACUUGUGGGUUGGAAUCGACUUCGAAGCGUGGGAUGGCGAGAUGGCGCGCCAUGAUGAGGCGCGAAAAGGAUUUCUCGGCGACGAAAAACAUUGGUAUCUCGCGCCGCUUUUGAUAUUCCCAGAAUGGCAGGGCAAAGGGGUAGGAAGUAGGCUGUUGAGGUGGGCAAUUGACCAGGCAGACAAGGCGGACCCUAUCAUGCCAUUGUGGCUCGAGAGUGCUCCGACAGCACGCGGUGUUUAUCUCAAUUGGGGAUUUGAGCCAGUGGGUGAGACGAGAAUGUUGAGAAGGGGUCCUGGGAGGAAGGUGGACAGCAAUGGCGAGGUUUUGAAGAAUGCUGAGAGAAGUGAGCAGAAGCAAUAG
This is a messenger RNA of Periconia digitata, 801 nucleotides long. Lineage: Eukaryota; Fungi; Ascomycota; Dothideomycetes; Pleosporales; Periconiaceae. The record is from the annotation of a GenBank genome assembly.